AUGCUUAACCGAGUCUCCAACUCUCUUAAGCAACUUCCCGACGUCUGGGCUUCCACUGCCCCUAUCUCCUCGAAAAACGGACCCCUCAGCCCCGACCCUUCCCUCCCCGGUGGCUUCUCCAACUGCACCAAAUACCGCAGCCAAAAGCUCUUCGACAUGAACAAGCUCCGCAUCCCCGAAGCCCAACGCCCCAUGUUCCGCGCCGUCAACGAAGCCGUUCGAGACUACAUGUACGGCGACCAUUUGGACCCGUCCCACGACUACGAGCACAUCCAACGCGUAGUCAACAACGCCCACAAAAUCCUCCAAUCCGAGCGCAUAGUCCGACCAGCUUGGACCGCGAGAAUCGACCCUGUGGUGGUCUACCUCGCUGCUAUGGUGCAUGACGUCGGCGAGCCGAAGUACCUUCAAAAAGGCCAGACACAGUACGACGAGGUGGAGAACCUGCUGAAAAGCUGCGGCGUGUGGACGCCCAUUCGACGAAAGGUGUCGUACAUCGUUCCACUGGUGUCGUUCACGAACGAGGCGAAACACGAAGAGGAGGUAAAGGGUUUGGCGGAGGACUAUCCUGAGCUUGCUGUUGUGCAGGAUGCGGAUCGCCUUGAUGGCAUUGGCAUGAUUGGGCAAGGGCGCUGCUUUGUCUAUGGGGGUGCGAAUCAGUAUCGCCGCGAGCAUACUAUUCAUAUGGCGGUUCAGCUGCAGUGGAGUCGAUUUUAUAAGUAUCUCGAUUUUAUGAAGACGCCGACCGGGAAGAAGGAGGCGGAGAAACGCUUGGGUCGAAUGGCUCGGUUCCGCCUUGAGUGGAACGAGGAGACGGACGUUUCUUCAGUGCUCUAG
Messenger RNA from Trematosphaeria pertusa, 837 nucleotides. RefSeq lists its product as uncharacterized. NCBI's taxonomy places the organism in Eukaryota, Fungi, Ascomycota, Dothideomycetes, Pleosporales, Trematosphaeriaceae. The record is from RefSeq and is a predicted model, not a curated record. Bases 1 to 837 code for a protein of 278 amino acids. The transcript has a single exon.